Colletotrichum orchidophilum is the source of this 186-nucleotide messenger RNA. RefSeq lists its product as uncharacterized. The record is from RefSeq and is a predicted model, not a curated record. NCBI's taxonomy places the organism in Eukaryota, Fungi, Ascomycota, Sordariomycetes, Glomerellales, Glomerellaceae. The coding region runs from base 1 to 186 and encodes 61 amino acids. The transcript has a single exon.
AUGGAGGAGGGGAGGGGGCAGCUGACCGUCCCGAAUCGCAAUGGCGGCCCCCUAGCACGGCGUGAGGGAGACGGAGACGAAACCGGGCCCAGGACUGACCGUCUGACUGAUAUCCUGGUCAACAGCUGGACUCUAUCAGGUUCCAGCGGCUUGCCAGCCAGCGCAAGGUCCAGCGAGCGAAUCUAA